AUGGAGGCCACUCGGCGACUUCGGUAUCCACGAUCAUCAACGACUGCAUCAACGUGUUCUUCCACUGACGACAUUGGGAAUGUUGCAAUACCUGUUGCUCGUCCACCACGAAAGCUUGCUCAUUCUGGUCGUCCGCGUAUUGGUCUUUCCGAAGAAGAGCAAGAAAAUAUCCGUUAUCAUGUCCAUCUCACAUUAGCGGAAAGAAUUUAUCCUACAACGGAGAAGGUUCUCAAUCGUAUUCUGGCUGAUGACCCUGGCUUUCCCAUUCGCUCAACGACAUCAUUAUGGCGAUGGAUGAAAAAACUGGGAUUUUCAUAUAAACGAACGUCCAAAGUCGUCGUGCCUCUCGAUGCUGUCUCCUUUAUGGCUUCUCGCGCACGAUAUUUUGCUGCUAUUGAUGAAGCACGCUCUGAUGGUAGCAAAAUUUUUUGGCACGAUGAGACAUGGUGCAACCAAAACGAAGAAAAGUCUUUUGUUUGGACAGAUGGUAUGACAGGUAGUGGUCGUCUGCGACAAAGUAAAGGCAAAGGUAAGGGAUUUUUUUGA
Molecule: messenger RNA, 546 nt
Organism: Rotaria sp. Silwood2
Lineage: Eukaryota; Metazoa; Rotifera; Eurotatoria; Philodinida; Philodinidae
Source: the annotation of a GenBank genome assembly